AAAAAUACUGCUGCAUAUGUUUUUUUAUUUCUUGGUUUGUUUAUUUAUGAGUCACAUCAUUUUUUAUUAUUUUGACUGAUAUUUGAAUUUAUUCUCGUUAUUUAUUUAAUACUAAUAUGCCUGAUAAAGGAGAUAUACCUAUUGAAAGUUCUGAUGGCAACACUGAAUUGGAAUCACAAUUUAUUUUGCGCCUGCCACCUUUGCCUGCUGCUACUCUUCGCUCUGUUGUUGCCAGCGGUGUUCUCAACCUAAAAGAUCGCCUUAACAUUCAAGUUGAGAAUGACAUGAGACAUGGAACUGUUCGAUUUGAUGGCUGGGUAUUACCGGCUAAGAUUGUUGAUUUACCCUGUAUCAUUGAGUCACUCAAAACAUUGGAUGCUAAAACAUUUUACAAGACGGCUGAUAUUUGUCAAAUGAUGAUAUGUAAAGAUGAGAUUGAAGAGGAAAAACCAGAAGGAGAAGAAUCCAAGAAAAAGGACGGCAAAGAUAAAAAGUUUCUAUAUCCUCAUGGAGUUACACCGCCGUUGAAAAAUGUGAGGAAAAAAAGAUUCCGAAAAACCUUAAAGAAAAAAUUUUUUGAUGUUCCUGAGAUUGAAAAGGAAGUGAAGAGACUUUUCAGAACUGACAGUGAAGCCAUUAGUGUUAGGUAUGAAGUUGUCAACACUGAUGAAAAGAAUAAAGAAAUCAAACAAGGACUUCAAAGUGCUGGACCUUCUGGAGUCAUUUCUAAUAAUUCUCAAAGUAUGGAUAUUGUCGAACACGAUUUAUUCGGUGAAGUUUUAAGUAGCUCGGAUGAAGAAGAUACCAGAGCCCAAGAUACUGAUGAAGGAAGUCGCGGUUCUUCUCCUCCUCUGAGAGAAGCAAACAGUUCUCAUAAAGAAGCUCCAAGCACAUCAGAAAAUAAGUAUGUAACCGAAUUCACUCCUGGAAUGUUAAUAGAACAAGAAAACCGGACUGGAAAUGGUAACAUGUCUUAUGAUAUUACAAGUGAGUCUUCGAGUGCCGCCGCGGCUGCUGCAGUUGCUGCUUUAGAGGAAGCAAAUGAAAUGGGAGAUUCUGAUAUGAAUGCCUCAGCAAAUGAUGAUCUAGUUAACCGAUUGAACGAGCUUCAAAGUGAAAUUGCUACAAUUCGAGAGAAACGACAAAUCCAAGAAGCCGAGAUUACGGACAUUGAAAAUACAGCUUUAGUUUCCCGAUUCCAAGGUAUAAUUGAUGAACUGAAGCACCAGGAAAUGGAGAAAAGACGCCAAUAUGAAGAGAUCCUUAUGGUUUUGAAUCAGCAAUUAUAAAAACAUCCGUUCUGUGUAAAAAUUCCCCCUCAUAAAUUUACUAAUAAAUUUAGUCAUCAAAUUAACUAAAUAGAAUGACUAAUUUCACCAUUUUUCAAUAUCCAAAAGGCAAAUCCAUUAUUUUGUUAUUUUCUGAUUCAAUCCGAGAAUUGUCUCCAGCUUCAAAUUGUUUAAUACUAAACGCUGUUUGUAUAAUUUAAUGACUUAAACUAUUGAUUCUGUUUAUUGUAAUUUUCCUUGUGGUCUCAUACUUUAAAUCUAAAUACCAAGUUUGACUAAAAUAAUCACCAAAAAAUACAUAAUAAACCUAAUUUGUUAUUGAUUAAA
This is a messenger RNA of Tetranychus urticae (two-spotted spider mite), 1616 nucleotides long. It is a transcript of the gene Taf7, whose product is annotated as TATA-box binding protein associated factor 7. Gene Ontology annotation, molecular function: RNA polymerase II general transcription initiation factor activity. NCBI's taxonomy places the organism in Eukaryota, Metazoa, Arthropoda, Arachnida, Trombidiformes, Tetranychidae. The record is from RefSeq and is a predicted model, not a curated record. Gene Ontology annotation, biological process: transcription initiation at RNA polymerase II promoter; RNA polymerase II preinitiation complex assembly. Gene Ontology annotation, cellular component: transcription factor TFIID complex.